GGGACAUGUGCAAGGACAGAUGGACAUCAUAGUUGAAAUGUCCAGCAGGAAAACACUGAGAGCUCUUUCACACGGGAUGACUUGUCUGUCUGCAGCAGAGUAAUGCAAGGCCUCAAGCAUGGAUGAUUUGGAUCACAGUAUUUACAUUGCAGAGAAUGACUGGAGUAGCUUCUACGACGAGAGCGAGGAAUGUAAUCUGCUGCAGGCCUCGCUUGCCUACCCCGAUGAUUCCAGCCCCAGCGACUCGGAGGAAUCAGGAAGCCUCAAAACAGGCAAACAGGAGACAAACGGGAGUGCAGAUAGCAACACCGCCGAGGAGAGUUGCACAGGUGGCAUACAACUACUAGAGCAGCUCUUUCAAAGUGAUGCAACAUGUAUGAAACAGGGGGAAAUAGGUGUCAACUGUCCAGAAAGAAACACAAUCUCCACAAAGUCUGCACACAAAGAUGUCGCACAAGAAAUUCUGGUCAAGACGAGUGACAGCCACGCUAACACGCCGCAAACAAAUCCACUGAGCAAUUACAAUUCAGAAGGGAGAGGAAUGUUGUCAAGAGAUGGAGUCGCACAAAUGACAAGUGACCUCAAAUCCAGCAAGAAACCUGACCUACUUUCCAGCAAACAAGCGGCGCCGAGUGUGAGCGAGCCAGACGCCACAGGCAGAGCGGAGAAGGAGCGCUGGUUUGUGACUGUGAAUGACAGUGUGGCAGGGCGGCGAGGGCGUUCUACCUCUGUCAAAAAAAAACUCAAACAAAACAAACCUGGUGAGGGAGAAAAUGCUCAAAGUUCUGAUAUCAAACGAGAGCGUGAACAAUCAGGAGGUAUUCAGUUGAAGCAAAAUAAAGAACCUGGAGAUUUACAAGGAGAACUGCUUAUUUCUGAGUCUGCUGCAGCGAUGAACAGAGACAAAUGGGAGCCAGGGGGCUCAGCGCACACAUCCUUUGACAGCUUUUCUCCUUCACCGACAGCGUUGGAGUGCUUGCAGAGUUCAGAGCUUCAAUAUGGUGCUGAAUUUUCCUCCACUGGCAGCUGGGAUUCUGACAGCUAUUUGUCAGCUGUUGAAUCGGUGGAGGAAGCUCAGCAUCCUCUUGAAGAGCAUCUCAUUAAACACCUUCCUCUGGAAUGCCCAUUAUCCCCAACAUGUGACAACCAAAACGUCAGCUUGACUCUCUCCAGUGAUGCAACAGCAGCAAAUUAUGAUGGUUAUGCCACUCUGGAGCACCUUUUCACUCCUCCAUCUCCAGAAAUACCAGCUGAAAACUUAAUUUAUGGAAAUGUCGCAUGUUCUGAAACCCACCCACCACCUUCACCAUCUGGUGGCUCCCAGAAGGAUCCAGAUUCAACUCAGUCACGUUGCUCUGCAGCAGACAGCCCAGAAACAUUUGCCAAAGCUGCAGGGCAGACUCAGCCAGUGUAUGCAAUCUCUGCGUUCUGGGAUGAAGUAGAAAAACUGACUAUAAACGAUAUUUUGCAGAUCAGAAUGGGGAGACGCUGUCAAUUAACAGAAGAAACAGCAGGCGGCCUUCCUGCAGACCCCAGCCAAGUUGAUCCUCUUGAUAACUCAAUGAUGGAUACAUCUGACGCCGCAGACUCCGACUACUUCACACAGCCAGAUGAAUCCAAGCGCGAUUGGUCAGUCUGUGAGUUUUCAACCUCAGAUUUUGAGGAAGAGUCCUGGCAGUUUGCUAAUUUAAGUAAAAACUCUAGCCCUGACCUUCAAAACAAAUUUCAACAAAAUGACUUUUGUCUUUUGUUAGACACUGAUUAUGAACAAAGAGAAACCCCUGUUGCUCUAGACCAAAGUCUUGACUGUCAAGACUUCCAAAAUAUGACCUCCUGCCCAAGAAGGCUGACAAAAAGCAGAAGUAUGUACAACGUACAGGCUCUCGCCACAGAGGACGUAGCUCCACUACCUUCUCUUAGUAUUGACCAGAACAAUUUGCCUCUUAGUGCUGCUCAACCUCUGGGGGCAUUUUUAUCCCACACAGACUUACAGGAUUAUAGAAUAUCCUUCCCGGAAAUCUUUGAGUAUUUUUUCACAGAAUAUGACGACAGCACACCAUCACACUUUCUCUCUGUUCGUGAUCCUGAAGAGAUAUUCGUAUCUCGUGUCUUUCACUCUCCUCUCUGUACAUUCAGAGAAGAUCCAUGGACCUCUCCUUUUCAGUGUAGCACAGAGACACCCAUCCCAAUCUUCUCUUGCUCUCGUCCUGCUGUCCAAGACCUCACAUUCCCAAAUUUGCAUGUUUUCCUGAGCACAGACUGUGAGCAAGUGGACAAAGUGUCUCCAAUGAGACUCAUGUCUCAUUCGUUUUUUCACGCCAGUCCGCACAGAUCCUCAGGAGCUGCAGGUGCGGGUGGAUCCGACAGUUGGAAAAGUUUUCUGUCUUUGAGGAAAAUUCGCUUUCCAGACAAAGGCAGCAUCUGCUGCAGCGAGUCAGGCGCCUGGAUUUUUCCUGUUGACACUAAAGAGAUCCGGACGGGGAGUCAGAAUCAGGCAGUAACAUCAUUCAGUGGGAGGAGAGCUUGUCUGGAUUUUUCUCAGGAGUUCAGAGGGCUGGAAGAGCAAAGCUGGAUUUCGGAAACUAUAUGGACAUCAAGGAGAGAAGGCCUCUUCUCCAGAGUGAAGCAGUCAGACAUGUGUUUAGUCUGCAUUGCUUUUGCCUCUUGGGUGCUGAGAUCUUCUGAUACAGAGGCUGCAGACGCCUGGAAAGCAGCUCUUCUAGCGAACGUGAGUGCACUGUCUGCAAUUCAGUACCUGCGGCAGUACACGAAGAUGAAGAACCCUCCCAGAGACGACCUCUGACGGGAACACAAACAAGAAGAAACUGUAAACAUUCUCACUUGGGUCCAUGUCGAUUAAAAACACAGAAAACAUUCGCAGUCAGCUGCACAGUAGCUGGAGGUUGGUGGUGUAGAAAGGAGGAGUCUGUGUCGUUCUUUGUACCCCCCCAUAAUGCUAAACAAACGAGCCAAAUAAUCAGUUUUAACUACAAGCAGGAUUCAGUAAAUAAUCUGAAUUAGUAUUUAAUGACUGACCAGUGCCGGCAAUACAUCUCUGCUCAAAAUAACAUAAAUGUGUUUAAAAAACAGUCUGCAAAGCUCCAAAAUCUAUUCCAAGUCAAAACAUGAAGGAAAUAUUCUAUGUGUUGUUGAAAUAAUUAUAUUUUUAACAGAGACAUAAUCAAAGUUUGAGCUUUUAUCUGAAUCACUAAACUAAUAUUUCCCUUUAUAAACAGUUUCUGAGAGCUGCUUCACAUCUGCAUUGACCAACUUUUGUCACCUGUGAGCAUCUUGCUAUUGCUCUGUAUUUCUUGGUAUUAACACAGGAAAUACACAUCUGAUGUCACCCCACACAUUUUCCACGGGACUAAAGGCCUGAUUGCUUCAUAAAACUGAUCUUGUGGGUCUGAAACCACAAUGCUGCUUGCUUGCUGAUGUGUUUGGGAUCACUGUCUUGUUGAACACCCUUGAGUAUUUGUUCUUUGACAAAAGGCAAUACUUCUUCAUAAUCUCUAAUGAAUUCAAACUAAUCCACAAUCCUUUGUAUGCAACAAAUAGGCCCAAAACCAUAGCAUCAGAAAUAUAAUUUUACAAUAUUUGCAACAACACUUUCCAUAUUAUAUUUAACAUGGCCAGAGCUGUCACCUUAUUUUCUUUAAACAUAUUAUUGGUCGUUAGUACAUACAGUUGUAACGGUUUUGUUGCUGGAUGUGUAAUAAAAAUCAGUUCAAUUGUUGUCUCAAUACCUUCUUGUUAAAAAAAAAGAUUUUCCACAUGUACCUGACCUCUGUGACUAUUACCGCAAUAAAAUGUCACUCAACCAAA
Messenger RNA from Poeciliopsis prolifica (blackstripe livebearer), 3825 nucleotides. RefSeq names its product PPARGC1 and ESRR induced regulator, muscle 1 (gene perm1b). Gene Ontology annotation, cellular component: nucleus; cytoplasm. Lineage: Eukaryota; Metazoa; Chordata; Actinopteri; Cyprinodontiformes; Poeciliidae. The coding region runs from base 119 to 2803 and encodes 894 amino acids. The transcript has 4 exons. Gene Ontology annotation, biological process: response to muscle activity; regulation of DNA-templated transcription. The record is from RefSeq and is a predicted model, not a curated record.